AAACAUGAAUUUCCAGGUUUCCUAUGUUGUUUCGAAUUUGGUGCUUUCAGCUUUGGUACAGAGUUUCCAAGAUUUUGGCUGAAGAUGCUGCCUGGAAAUUUGUGAGGGAGAACAAAAUUGACAUGGUUACGAUCAAUCCAGCUACAACAAUUGGACCACUCUUGCAACCAACGCUUAACGCUAGUGCUGCUGUAAUUUUAAAUCUGAUAAAUGGUGCACAAACAUUUUCAUAUAAUAGUUUUGGAUGGGUCAACGUGAAAGAUGUUGCAAAUGCCCAUAUUCAAGCAUUUGAAACUUGUUCAGCUAAUGGAAGAUAUGUUUUGGUUGAAAGGGUAGCACACUUCUAUGAUAUUGUAAAGAUAUUGAGUGAACUAUACCCCUUGUUGGAACUUCCUGAAAAGUGUGCAGACCAGAGGCCAUUGGAGCCUAAAUAUCAGGUUUCUAAGGAAAAAGCAAAAACUUUGGGAAUUGAUUUUAUUCCAUUGGAAGUGAGCCUCAUGGAGACUGUUGAAAGCUUAAAGGAUAAGAAAUUUGUCAACUUUUGACUUUGUAAUCUUUCCUUGUAGAGUAAACAUAGAUUGGCUCAAGCUUGGUUUGAGUCUAAGCUGUGCUUGGGAAGACUUUGUAUUGUACAUGAAACCUGCUCUGAGUUCUAUUCAUGAGAUACCUCCAACACAGUUUUAUAAGAUAAAAAAACUUUAAAUGUUAUUAACUUUUUUACAAUAUAAUGACUUUCCAACUUCCUUUCUA
Molecule: messenger RNA, 750 nt
Organism: Neltuma alba
Lineage: Eukaryota; Viridiplantae; Streptophyta; Magnoliopsida; Fabales; Fabaceae
Product: cinnamoyl-CoA reductase 1-like
Exons: 4
Coding region: 24-545 (173 amino acids)
Molecular function (GO): oxidoreductase activity, acting on the CH-OH group of donors, NAD or NADP as acceptor
Source: RefSeq, a predicted model, not a curated record